AAAGAAAUUAUUCCAGCUGAGUAAACGAUCAGUUGAAAAGAAAUUCUCUAUCAGUUAAGUCAUUCGCGUGUAAUAAUAAUGAUACUCAUUUUGAUAGUAGUCAGUGCACUAAUUCUGCUUCUUAGUAGAAUCAAUUAUCGAAAAAUAUAUUUAGCAUUUAAAUUGCCAGGUCCUUUUCCACUACCUAUAGCUGGAAACGGUUAUGUAUUCAUUAACAAGUCCUCCUCAGAACAGCUACGAAUUGCUGAAAAGAUAAUAAGAGACAACGGUGAAAUCGUUGGUUUAUGGUUGCGGUCGGACUUCCACCUUCUUUUGUCAGAUCCGAAAGCUAUUGAGACUCUGCUGAGCAGUAAGAACUACAUAGAAAAAUCAAUUCUGUAUAAAUUCAUCACACCUUGGCUAAACGAAGGACUGCUCCUGAGCAAGGGAGCAAAAUGGUUUCAACGAAGGAAACUGUUGACACCAGCAUUUCAUUUCAAAAUUCUGGAGCAAUUUGUUGAAGUCUUUGAUCGUCAAAGUGACUAUCUCGUUAACAACUUAAAUCGAUACAGUAAAGGUGAGAAAGUGGAAUUGUUUCCACUAGUCACAAACUAUGCGUUGGAUGUGAUUUGUGAAUCGGCCAUGGGAACACAACUGUCUGCGCAGCAGUCUAUGAACCAGGAAUAUGUGUCUGCCGUUAAGAAAAUGUCUCAUGUUAUACACUUCCGCAUGACGAAAUUCUAUCUACGAGAAGAUUGGAUAUUUCGCCUAACUUCAUUGUACAACGAAGAGAAAGAAGCGCUCAGACUACUUCACGGUUUUACCGACGAUGUAAUACAAAAAAGGCGAAAGAGUUCGAUUGCACCCACCAAAGCUUUCAACCCUGACGAUUUCGAUGAGUCAAUCGGCGAGAAAAGGAAAAUGAAUUUACUCGACAUCCUACUGCAAUCGACAAUCAACGGGGAACCGUUGAGUGACUUGGACAUUCGGGAGGAAGUUGAUACGUUUAUGUUUGAGGGUCACGAUACCACUUCAUCGGGAAUAAUAUUUUGUUUGUACAACAUUGCUAAAUAUCCCGAGGUCCAACGGAAAUGCUUUCAAGAAGUCAGAGAAGUUUUGAGCGAUGAUCGUCAACAAGCCGUAUCCUUGACGCUGCUGAAUAAUUUGAACUAUUUGGAUUUGGUGAUAAAGGAGACGCUGCGUUUGUUUCCCUCAGUUCCCUUCAUUGGUCGGAAAUUACGAGAGGAAACUGAGAUAGGUGGGUACACUAUACCGAAAGACACUGAGGUGGUGAUUCCCAUUUAUUCAAUGGGUCGUAAUCCAAAGCUGUUCGCCGAUCCGUUGAGAUUUUGGCCGGAACGAUUUUCGUUGGAAAACAGUGGCAUUAACGACACAAACUAUUUUACGUACAUUCCAUUUUCUGCGGGUCCUCGCAACUGUAUCGGUCAGAAAUUCGCUGUCUUAGAGAUUAAGAGUGUGAUAUCGAAAAUAUUGAGACAUUUUGAGAUAUCGCUGGCGGAGGACAGUGUGAAUCAACCAUUGUUAACAGCUGAACUUAUUUUGUUUUCGGAGAGUAAAAUCAAUUUUCAUUUGAAACCAAGAUUGUACUAAAACAACUAUAAAUGUAAGUCGGACUGGUGGAAGGUUCUUUUGUUUUAAAUGUAAUUGUUAGGAAGAAGUAAUUCACAGAGAACACAAGUAAUUUGUUUAAAUAAAUAUUUGCAGGGACAAAAUUGUUAAACUAAUUAAAAUUUGGUUUAAAUUGCUGCUUCCUUCAAUUUUCCUUCGAAUCAAGAAGUACAUUAUCAAGACCG
This is a messenger RNA of Bradysia coprophila, 1793 nucleotides long. Its product is annotated as cytochrome P450 4d1-like. Lineage: Eukaryota; Metazoa; Arthropoda; Insecta; Diptera; Sciaridae. Gene Ontology annotation, molecular function: iron ion binding; oxidoreductase activity, acting on paired donors, with incorporation or reduction of molecular oxygen; heme binding. The record is from RefSeq and is a predicted model, not a curated record.